UUCAUGUUCAAUUCAACGGUCCGGAUACAAUCUCCAACAAGCCAAGUACCCGUAGGAGAUCCACUCUCCCUGAGAGAAACAGAAAAACAAAAUAGGAAGAUCGAAAUCGAAAAUCGAAGCAGAAGAACAAAAUCAAGUAGUCCCAGCACCCAGCAGCAUUUUGAUUUCUCCAAUUGAAUGAGGGUUACUAACUGUAAUAACUGUCUCCACCGUUGGAUCCACAUAAGAACCCAAGGCCAAUAAGAGGGAGAAGCUGAAAAGUGCGAGGGAUCCGAAUCUGAAGAACAAAGAUCCAAAUGACGGAUCCGAUUCUGGAUCUACAAGAAUCCGGUUGGGAGGAACUGAGGAGAGAAGCUCGAAAGAUCGAAGGCGAUCUCGAUGUCAAACUCUCUUCUUAUGCUAAGCUGGGUGCUAGGUUCACCCAAGGAGAUACUGGUUCGCCAACGGUUGGGUCAAGCAGGUCAUGGAAGUCUAUGGAAAUGGAAAUUCAAUCAUUGCUUGAGAAACUGCUGGACACAAAUGAUGCUAUGAGUAGAUGUGCUGCAUCUGCUGCACCGACUACUUCAGUGACACAGAAGCUUGCAAGGCAUAGAGACAUACUACAUGAGUUUACUCAGGAAUUUAGAAGAAUCAAGGGAAAUAUAAAUUCAAUGAGGGAGCAUGCAGAGCUUCUGAGUUCUGUCAGGGAUGAUAUCAGUGAGUAUAAGGCAUCUGGGAGUAUGUCACCGAGAAUGCAGUUACUCAGAGAGCGAGCAGCCAUCCAUGGAAGCAUAGCUCAUAUAGAUGAUGUGAUCAAUCAAGCUCAAACGACAAGGGCAGUGCUGGGCUCCCAAAGAGCUUUGUUUGGAGAUGUUCAAGGGAAAGUAAAACUUCUAAGUGACAAGUUCCCUGUUAUCCGUGGCCUGCUUGGCUCUAUCAGAAGGAGGCGUUCAAGAGAUACUCUUAUCCUGUCUGCAGUAAUUGCAGCUUGUACGUUGUUCCUCAUUAUUUAUUGGCUCUCAAAGUAACUAGAGAUGCAAUUUUACUAAUACCCAAAUGUUGAAAGUGGUUGUGUUUUGCUAAGAGAAUUUUGCUUAUAAUUUGUUAGAACAGAUCAAAUCACUCUGUAGCUAUGCUUGAUCACAGAAAACUUUCAUCUUUGUUUCAUAUGCAAAUCUCUUCGUUGCUCCGA
Theobroma umbraticum is the source of this 1171-nucleotide messenger RNA. RefSeq names its product golgi snare 12 (gene GOS12). Gene Ontology annotation, molecular function: SNAP receptor activity. The record is from RefSeq and is a predicted model, not a curated record. Gene Ontology annotation, cellular component: cis-Golgi network; Golgi medial cisterna; Golgi membrane. Gene Ontology annotation, biological process: vesicle fusion; inter-Golgi cisterna vesicle-mediated transport; endoplasmic reticulum to Golgi vesicle-mediated transport. NCBI's taxonomy places the organism in Eukaryota, Viridiplantae, Streptophyta, Magnoliopsida, Malvales, Malvaceae.